Spodoptera frugiperda (fall armyworm) is the source of this 1081-nucleotide messenger RNA. Its product is annotated as histone-lysine N-methyltransferase PRDM7-like. The coding region runs from base 123 to 983 and encodes 286 amino acids. The transcript is spliced from 8 exons. Gene Ontology annotation, cellular component: nucleus. The record is from RefSeq and is a predicted model, not a curated record. Lineage: Eukaryota; Metazoa; Arthropoda; Insecta; Lepidoptera; Noctuidae. Gene Ontology annotation, molecular function: histone methyltransferase activity; protein binding.
CUUGAAUUUCUCAAUUUCUGUAAUCUUACUUGAGUUUUACGAACAUAAAUUGUGAAAUUUGUGUUUAAUGUAGCUAAAUAACAACAAAAAUAGUGCAGAAGUACCAUAAGGGAGGAGGAAAGAUGAACCGGCGUCGCACUCUGCGGCAAAAGCCGCGAAUAAGUUACUACGAGCCCGAGGAGCCAAGUCUCGACGAGUACAUAUUUUGCGAUGAGUGCGCCGACUUCGUAUACGAGUAUUGCGCUAUUCACGGCCCAUUGCUCGUUGUCCCCGAUGACAAGGUCCCAUCCAAAAGUCCCUUCCCGCCUUAUGUUCCUCGCGCUGCACUCACAAUUCCUCACGUUUUCCUACACCUAGCACCAUCAAUAAUACCUGGGGCUGGUCUUGGAGUAUUCAGUACACUGACGCUGCCUCGCGGAGUGCGCUUCGGUCCGUAUUGUGGAGUGCGCACUCAAGUGGUAGACUCCAUGUAUUGUUGGCAGAUAUACGACCGUGACCACAAACGUUCACAUGUGGUGGACGCGGCAGACGCGAAUCGUUCUAACUGGAUGCGCUACGUCAACUGCGCUCGGAACUGGAAGGAACAGAACUUACUUGCUUACCAAUAUCAAGGACAACUGUACUAUCGGACGAUAAAAAUAAUUCCUCGGUUCACGGAACUUAUGGUGUUCUACGGGAGUGAGUUCGCGAACACGUUGCAUAUCAAUCUCAGAAACUAUAACUCGCCGCCCGGAUACGCCCAGAAAUUUGGUGCACCUGCUGCAAAAAAACCGAAGUUGGACAUCCAAAAAGAGAAAAUACAAGAAGUAACGCCGGACAAGAGCAAGCUCAGCAUACAAACAAACAAAGACGAAGAAAAGGUAAUUUCCGAAAAAACUCUAAAUAAAAAGGGCCCUCGAAUAAAUUCUGUACGAAAAGACCUUAUUAUUGAAAAUAACAAUAUUAUUAAAAAUAAAGAAUUACAUAAUGAAAAUUCAUUCUAAACUUUUACAAUGUACAAUUAAUAUGAAUAAUGAUAAUUUUAUGUGUAAACAUUGUAAUUUUAAAGGUAUUAAUAGUCAUGAUAUAGAGAGACAUAGCU